Messenger RNA from Salvelinus sp. IW2-2015, 1097 nucleotides. RefSeq names its product non-structural maintenance of chromosomes element 1 homolog. NCBI's taxonomy places the organism in Eukaryota, Metazoa, Chordata, Actinopteri, Salmoniformes, Salmonidae. Gene Ontology annotation, cellular component: nucleus; Smc5-Smc6 complex. Gene Ontology annotation, molecular function: ubiquitin-protein transferase activity. Gene Ontology annotation, biological process: double-strand break repair via homologous recombination. The record is from RefSeq and is a predicted model, not a curated record.
ACCCGCGUAAACAAAGCUAGCUAGCUAACUUUUGACAGAAGUAAAAGGUACCAGCAUUAACAAAACAGAGCAACGACUGACUUGCCUGGGCUUUCCUUGCACCAUGGCUCGACCACUGGGAGAAAGCCAUAAAAGGUUCCUGCAAACCAUGAUGGUCAAUGGGAUCAUUGAUGGUGCCAAGGCAAGGGCUCUCCACCGGCAUUGCUGUGAGGCUCACGGUGCACACUAUGCUCAUGAUAAACUCGAUGAAUUCAUCGAGGUUAUCAAUGCCCAGCUGCAGCCCAUGUUCAUGCAGAUCAGAAAAGGGAUGUCUGAGGAGGAUGGUCUUCAGUAUCAUGCUUUGGUGAACAUGGCUGAAACUGAUGUGACCAGGAUGUCAACUGAUUAUGCAGACAAUGAGUUGGAAUUAUUCCGAAAAACAAUGGACCUAAUUGUGGACUCUGACAAUGGAACCGCCUCUUCCACGGACAUUCUUAACUGUGCCGACAGCCUCCAGACAAAAAAGCUAAAGAAAAGAGAAACGGAACAUGUACUGAACAGGCUUGUUCAGGAUAAGUGGCUGAAUGAGAAAAAUGGUGACUACUCUCUCUCCACUCGAUGUAUAAUGGAGCUGGAGCCAUAUAUUCGGAUGUUGUAUCAAGACCAGGUCAAGGUCUGCCAUAUCUGUCACAAUGUGGCCUUGCAGUGCCAGACGUGUGAAAAUCCUACAUGUGGCAUCAAAAUCCACACCCCUUGUGUCGCCAGAUACUUCAAAGGAAGGACUGAUCCACGAUGCCCUGCCUGUGAGGACUUCUGGCCACAUGAGAUCCCAGAUGUGUAUAGACCUCCGUCCUCUCAGAGCGAGACUCAGUCAGCAGCCAAAGAGAACACGGCCCCCGCCCCCACUCCUCGGUCUACAGCUCAGACCCGGAGGACCAGGAGGUCAUAACCUCACGGAUGCAUGUAUAGCUGUCAGAACCUUCAGUACAAUGUUUUGCCUUCAUUCAAAUGUAAAGAUAAAUUGAGUUAAGUUUGAAUGUUGAAAAAAACGUUUUUAUAAUUAUAUAUUAAAUGUUAGAUUCUUUCAGGAGAACAUCUAACUUUCCUUGAAUCGUCAA